AUGCGGGGUGGGGAGCCGGGGGGGAUCAGUGUCCGGGAGCGUCCCCCCGACCCCGCUGCGGGCAGGGAGAGCCACACCAUGGGAGAGUCCGAGACCUGCUUGCAGGACGAUGGGAAGGCGAUCCACAUCAACAAGGUGCAGCACCGGGCCGUGCGCGUGGGGCUGGGGGAGCCCGUGGCCCUGCCCUGCCUCUUCCUGCUCCAGCCCUCCGCCUUGCUGGGGCCCAACGAGCCCCCCGACCCGCCCCGCGUCAAAUGGAGCAAGGUGCGCUCGGCCACCGGCCAGAGGGAGGACGUCUCCAUCCUGGUGGCCAAGGACAACGCGGUGAAGGUGGUGAAAGCCUACGAGGGUCGGGUGUCCCUGCCUGGCUACCCUCGCGACCGCUACAACGCCACGCUGCUGCUGCACGCCGCCCGCGCCAGCGAUGCGGGGCUCUACCGCUGCGAGGUGGUGGCCGGCAUCGACGAUGAGCAGGACCUGCUGCCCUUGGAGGGGACGGGUAUCCAGUGCACCCUGUGCAAGCCCUGCACCUCCUACAAGCUGUGCACCCCGUGUACCCUGUGCAAGCUGAGCACCCUGUGCUCCCCAUGCAAGCCCUGCACCUCCUACAAGCUGUGUACCCCAUGCACCCCAUGCAUCCCAUGCAUCCUGUGCCAGCCAUGUGCCCUGUGCCCCCCGUGCAAGCCCUGCACCCCCUACAAGCCGUGCACCCGAUGCACCCCGUGCACCCUGUACGAGCUGUUCCAGCUGUGCACCCCGUGCCAGCUGUGCCAUCCGCUGCCCUUCCAGGCGUCGUCUUCCACUACCGCCCGGCAGCUCUACUUGGCAGGGCGCGGGGGCCUGGACCAGUGCGACCCGGGCGGGCUGGCUGAUGGCAGCGUCCGCUACCCCAUCAGGCUCCCCCGCAGGAAGUGCGGUGGCGAGGCCUCGGGCGUCAGGACCCUCUACCAGUUCCCCAACCGCACUGGCUUCCCCACUGCCGCCUCCAAAUUCGACGCCUACUGCUAUAAAGGCUUUGGGCACGAGAACACCUGGAUCGGGCUCAAUGACAGGAUCGUGGAGCAGGACUUCCAGUGGACCGACAACACCGGCUUG
Messenger RNA from Opisthocomus hoazin, 1095 nucleotides. The record is from RefSeq and is a predicted model, not a curated record. Lineage: Eukaryota; Metazoa; Chordata; Aves; Opisthocomiformes; Opisthocomidae.